UGUCGCUGUCACAAACCCUUCAUAGCGUCUCACAGGCUGGCUCUGAUGCCUCGGAUAAAGAUUAUUCGUGUCACGCUUGUCUAGUCGUGUCCAGCUCGCGCGCCUGGUCUCCACGCGGGACCGAGAACUCGAAAUCGAAAGGUAGUCUGCGCGCGCGUGGAGCGAACUGCGAUUAAAUCAGUUUACUUGUUUGUUGAUAAAAAAGGGGGGAAACAAACCGAGGGGAAAACUUGUGGAUAUUGUUCUGCUUUACUGGAUAUUGGAGCUUUAGGAAUUUCCUUAAAAAAAAACCACACACAGCUUGGGAAGCACCUGGACUGAAGAAAGGCUCGUGGUGGUGAGUGAGUGAGCGAGUGAGAGGGUGCGCGCGCGCUCUCGCGCUCCGCUCCUUCACAGGACGAGAGAUGCGACUGCAGGUGCUCGCGCUUCUCUUCCUUUAUCUGCAAGGAGCUUCUGCGCAAACUGAGGAAGUUUGCGCAGGAACCAAGAAUGGCCUCAGUUUUACCGAAAGCUCUGUGCAGCACUACAACGGCAUGAAGGCACGCUACGAGGGCUGUGAGAUCAUCACUGGGAACCUGGAAAUCACACUUAUGGUGCAAGACUUCGACUUUUCCUUCCUCGGAACUGUUCGGGAAGUGACGGGCUAUGUCCUCAUUGCUACAAACCAGUUUCGCCGGCUUCCUUUGGAGCAGCUGCGAGUGAUCCGUGGCAGCACGCUUUAUGAUAAGGAAUGGGCCCUGUCUGUCUUUCUCAACUUCGAUGGCCAGUAUGGACUGGAGAACCUGGGCCUUAAUCAUCUCACAGAGAUCAUGGCUGGAGGAGUCCAGAUUGUUAAUAAUAAGUACCUGAGCUAUGCUCCCUGGAUCAACUGGCAGGACAUAGUAAGAAACAGCAGUGCUCUUAUCGACAUCAGGGACAAUGGUCCAAAAGCGAAAUGUCAUCCUGAUUGUGGCGAUUACUGCUGGGGUCCGAAUAAGGAUCAAUGUCAGAUCUUGACUAAGACGGUGUGUGCGCCACAGUGUCACGGACGCUGUUUCGGUCCAAGUCCCCAGCAAUGUUGCUACACUGAAUGUGCAGGAGGCUGUAGUGGAACUAAGAACACCGAGUGCUUCGCAUGCCAGCAUGUGAAACAUUUAGAUGCAUGUGUGCUUCAAUGCCCACGGUCACUCAUCUACAACAAGCACGCCUUCCGGAUGGAACCCAAUCCAGACGCCAUGUACCAGUACGGUUCAAGGUGUUUGCAGAAAUGCCCCAAUCACUUUGUGGUGGAUGACAGUGCAUGUGUAAGUGCCUGCCCUCCUGAUAAAAUGGAAGUCGAGAAGAAUGGUACGAAGCAUUGUGAGCCAUGCAAUGGACUCUGCCCAAAAGUGUGUGAGGGUACAGAUUCCAGUAAGAGCGACAGACAGACAGUGGACUCCAGUAACAUUGACAGUUUCAUCAACUGCACUAAGAUCCAGGGCAGCCUUCAUUUUCUUGUCAUGGGGAUUCAUGGGGAUGUCUUUAAUAACAUACCUCCUCUGGACCCUCAGAAACUCAAAGUCUUCAGCACUGUAAGGGAAAUCACAGGAAUUUUAAAUAUUCAGUCUUGGCCUGCAGAGCUGACGGAUUUGUCAGUGUUCUCCAAUCUCACUACUAUACGUGGCAGAACACUUCAGUUACCCUUCUCCCUGUUGGUGAUGAAGGUGGAUUCUCUGACGUCUCUGGGGUUGCAUUCUCUACGGGAGAUCAGCGACGGCAGCGUGUACAUCAGCAAUAACACUAACCUAUGUUACCAGCACACCAUAAAGUGGCAGCAGAUUUUCACCCGCAGAAAAACCAAGGGUCAACGAUUCCCAAACGAUAUCAAGUUCAACAAGCCAGCAAGCCAGUGUGAGGCGGAGGGUCACGUGUGUGAUCCGCUGUGUUCAGACUCAGGCUGUUGGGGCCCCGGACCGGAGCAGUGUCUUUCCUGCAGGAAUCACAGUCGCCAGCAGACCUGUGUGGCCCAAUGUAACAUCUUGUCUGGGGAGCCACGGGAGUUCAUCGGUCCGGCUGGAGAGUGCCGUGCCUGUCAUCCUGAGUGUCUACCACAGGAGGGGCGGGAGACCUGCAAAGGAAAGGGAGCGGAUAAGUGCGAAGUAUGCGCUCACCUAAUGGAUGGUCCCCAUUGCGUGUCCUCCUGCCCUUACGGGGUGACCGGAGAAAGGGGACAGACCAUCUUUAAGUAUGCCGAUAAUACAGGACACUGCCAGCCCUGCCACCAGAACUGCACAAGCGGAUGCACUGGGCCGUCUUUACGAGACUGUAUGAACGCACGUCUAGCAGCGGACAGUCCUCAUAUUGCAGCUAUAGUGAGCGGAGUGUUGGCUGGUCUCAUCUUGUGUUUGGCAGUCGUAGUGAUGGCGCUGCUGUACCGUCGUAGCAUGGCCAUCCGCCGCAAGAGAAUACUAAGGAGAUACCUGGAGAGUGGCGAGAGCAUCGAGCCACUGGAUCCCAGUGAGAAAGGAACAAAAGUUCACGCUCGCAUCUUAAAAAGUUCAGAGCUACGCAAGAGCAAACUUUUGGGUUCAGGAGUCUUUGGUACUGUCCACAAGGGUUUCUGGACACCUGAAGGUGACUCGGUGAAGAUCCCUGUUGCUAUAAAGACCAUUCAAGAUCGCACCGGGCACCAUAGUUUCACCGAGAUUACUGAUCACAUGCUGUCUAUCGGCAGUCUGGAUCACCAGUAUAUCGUGCGCUUGCUCGGAAUCUGUCCUGGACAAAGCCUGCAGUUGGUUACCCAGCUCAGCCCUCAAGGCUCCCUGCUGCAACAUCUGCGGCAAAAUGCAAACAAUCUAGACCCGCAACGCCUCCUCAACUGGUGUGUGCAGAUAGCCAAGGGCAUGUACUACCUAGAGGAGCAUCGGAUGGUCCAUCGGAACCUUGCUGCUCGUAACGUGCUGCUGAAAAGUGACUACAUUGUGCAGGUUUCUGAUUUUGGCGUUGCAGACUUACUCUAUCCUGAUGACAAGAAAUCUCUCUACAAGACUCCAAUAAAAUGGAUGGCAUUAGAGAGUAUCCUGUUCAGGAGAUACACACACCAGAGUGACGUCUGGAGUUAUGGUGUGACAGUAUGGGAGAUGAUGACACAUGGGGCGGAGCCGUACACGUCUAUGCAUCCUAACGAUGUCCCGGGUCUUCUGGAGAAGGGCGAGCGUUUGGCUCAACCACAGAUCUGCACCAUCGAUGUCUACAUGGUCAUGGUCAAGUGCUGGAUGAUUGAUGAGACCAUCAGGCCGACCUUUAAAGAGCUGGCUAAUGAGUUUACCCGAAUGGCAAGGGAUCCACCCCGAUACCUUGUUGUCAAGAAGGAUCAAAACAGUGCUGCGGCAGAAGAGAGUCAUGUGCGUGAGCCUAAGCUGGUGGAGGCUGACCUUGAUAGUGAGGAUGAUGAGGUGUUAGAUGAUGGCUUCCCCUCUCCUCCACUCCAGAUGUCUCCAACGAGGAGUCACUCUCGAAUGCGUAUGGGCUCCUAUAGGAGUGCCUCAGGCCAAAAUAUACCCAUGGGAUAUCUGCCCAUGUCUGCAAGUACCGGGGAUGAUCUCAAACAGAUGUGGUCCCAGAGGAAGCGUGUAGGCUCGGCGAGGACAACAUCCGAAAGCUCCGAAGGCAGGGGCACCAUGUUGGAUAUGGAAAUCUGCGAAAUCACCUCUCAGACAGGAAGCCUACGCAGGGGAUACAGCCGAGGAGACAGCGCUUACCUGUCCAACUCUGUGUCUGUCACAUCUGAUCCAUUUUCAUCAGGAAUAGAAGGGGCUGAGGAGGACCCAGAUGGGUAUAUUCUACCAAGAAGCAAUCACUCAGGACCAGUGCCUCGAUCCAGUUCUGGGGGCAGCCUUCUACACAACAGGGCAUCGAAAACCAGCAGGGGUCAACCUCAGGCUGUCCCAGAUCCAUCACAGGAGUAUGAGUUGAUGAUCAAACAGCCUGCUGUACCUCCUCACUCACCAGGACACAACAGUGGAAACAUCUUGGCCAAUCUUCCUGUCUUUCAAAAAUCUCCCAGUGCUGAUCCUGUGACCUGCAGUAGCAGUCUUUUACCACAAGAGGCUGUCCAAACACAAAAUGACAGUAGCAAUGAAAAUGAGCACAUGUCUUUGCUAGGUUCAACAGACAAUGAGAAAGCAUCUGAGAAAGGGCUGUGUGAAGAUAGUACUGAUGGGGGCACAGGUCCAGGGCAGGGCCAGCCACGGCAGGCUGUGGUUAAGUACGAAUGCAUGGACAUAAGAAAUGAACCGACGUUAGAAAAAGGCCACACCCGCUCACACAAACCUAGAGAAGAAGGGAUCUACCAGAAUACUUAUGAGCUACCUGUUUCAAAGGGAGACAACAGAAGGAGCUGCAAGGCGGAUGAGGACAAAGCCAUCACCGAUGAGCCGGACGAAUACGAGGACAUGAAUUCAUGCGGGAAAGCUCGUGCAUCAGACGUUCGGCUCGAGUACCAGAACUUUCCAACUAAGGGGAGAAUGGUGUCAGGAGAAGAGCCGCACAGAGUCACAAUGAGAGCCUUCCAGGGUGUGUGUGCUGAUGUAGAUGAAGAGAACAGCAACAUGUCUUUCGACAACCCAGACUAUUGGCACAGCAGACUCUUCCACAAACCGGAUGCUGUAUGCACAUAAUAACACUUUAGUGCAGAAGUCCUAAACUGAGGCAGCUGGUUUGCUCACCAGGGACCUAAUCUGAAAAAGUAUGGCUGUACGCUGUUUCUUAACCAUCAGGAUUUAUAAACUGGCAAAAAAAAAAGUACUGUCUCACCCAUACUCUUGUUCAUUGCUUUGAUUUGCAGUUAAACUGACCUUCUCUUAGGAUUCAGUAUAUUCGUGAUGAAAGUUAUAAUAAUGUUAAUGAAGAUGUUUAAGUCUCUAAUCAGAGUUUAAGCUGGGGUUAGUGAUUUUUUUUUUUAAUCAGAUCUCUUUGUAAUACAUGGAGUAAAAAGUCCUUACAUUUUGGCAGCUGUCAAUAAAAUAUCUACAUAGUGAAGAAAAAAUAAAAACGAUGUCAGUCUCCGGAAAAAUGGAUCACUAACAUGCGAGUGAUCUGCCUGUCAGUCGUAUGUUCUGUUAAAUCAGCGAUUUAUACUACCAUUUACAAAACAUCUUGCCCAUGCUCAGUUCCACCCAUAUGUAAUCUCUUGUUAGUAGUGACAUUACAAUACAAGUUAUCUGUCUAUUUUGUGCUUAAAAGUGGUGUAUUGGUGAUGCAGAAUAGACAAUGUUUGAUGUGAAGCAUUUCUUUCAUUAGCAUUCGCCAUGUUGGGGAAUGGUUGUAAAGUGUGAAAUUGUAUUGUUUUCUUCUGUAACAUGACUCAGGCUAUAAAGACUAUUAAGCUGGACUCUGGUAUAAACAUCUGAAUUUAAGUGUAUGGUUCAAACAUUAUCGUGAUAUACACUAAGUUGUUACUUCUUUACAUUCUGCCUGUGUGAGCACUGUGAGAUAGACAUUAGAACUGUUCAUACAACAUCACACACAUCUUUGUAUCUUCUGAACCCAGGCACACAUGUACAGAUCCAUCUGCGGCAUUUGUACAUACAAAAUGUAUGAGAAUGAAAUCAGGACAAAGUUUUAUACACAAGACCCAAGGUUUCUACAGGUUUUAUCAAGCUAUAUAAUACUGCCAGUACAGUAUAGGGGAGGCCGACUGGGUGUGUGUGUGUGUGUGUGUGUGUGUGUGUGUGUGUGUGCAGUUACAUCAAAUGCAUGAAGUGUAGCGUUUUGAAGUUUCAUAAACUACCAUGUUUAUAUGUUUUAUAUGUAAUGUAAUGCCAAGUUUUGAUAAAUUUAUAUUUUUGUCCUUGUUUUCCUCACACUCACUGUCGAUAUAGUGUAUGAAUAGAAUUUUUUUGAAUGUUCAUAAAGUAAAAUGUAAAUUUCUAUAUAUUUUUCUGUUUUCUGUCAGAGAAUUAAAAGGAGAUCUUAACAUUCAUGCUUGUGGCCUGUAUACCUAAAUAAAUACAUUACUAAUUUGA
Clarias gariepinus (North African catfish) is the source of this 5984-nucleotide messenger RNA. RefSeq names its product erb-b2 receptor tyrosine kinase 3b (gene erbb3b). Gene Ontology annotation, biological process: cell surface receptor protein tyrosine kinase signaling pathway; nervous system development; multicellular organism development. The coding region runs from base 405 to 4637 and encodes 1410 amino acids. The record is from RefSeq and is a predicted model, not a curated record. Gene Ontology annotation, cellular component: basal plasma membrane; signaling receptor complex. Gene Ontology annotation, molecular function: ATP binding; protein tyrosine kinase activity; neuregulin binding. The transcript has 28 exons. Lineage: Eukaryota; Metazoa; Chordata; Actinopteri; Siluriformes; Clariidae.